Messenger RNA from Ruditapes philippinarum (Manila clam), 839 nucleotides. RefSeq names its product nuclear apoptosis-inducing factor 1-like. The record is from RefSeq and is a predicted model, not a curated record. NCBI's taxonomy places the organism in Eukaryota, Metazoa, Mollusca, Bivalvia, Venerida, Veneridae. Gene Ontology annotation, cellular component: nucleus. The transcript is spliced from 7 exons. Bases 204 to 752 code for a protein of 182 amino acids.
GGGCCCGUCUUAUCAACGAUCGUACGAUUUUGGAAAUCUUAGCGUACGAUUUUGAUCUACGAUUGUCGUACGCUCGAUCGUAAGACUGUCUUAUCAACGCGGUCGUACGUUCAACCUAAAAUCUUACAAUUUUCAUAAGCGUACGAUUCUUACGCCUGCGCACUAACACGUACUCUUCAAAAAAGGAGGUAACGCGCAUUUUAAUGUCAAACUUGAAAUACGACGUGUGCUACAAUUCAGCGAUGUCUGACAAGGCAAGAAAAGUUAAUUGGACAACUGAUGAGCGUGAUAUGCUCAUUAGCAAAUGUGAAACUGCUGAUGUGGCCACCGGCAAGUUUUCACAGACACUUACGGCCGCGGACAAAGCCCGGUUUUGGGCGGAUGUAGUGGAAAGUGUGAACAGUGUAAGCGGGUGUUCAAGGACGCUUGAACAAGUCAAAAAGAAAUGGAUUGACUUGAAGUCACAAACCAAGAAGAAAACUAUACAGUAUAUUGCGGAAACCAGAAAAACAGGUGGUGGCCCAGCCCCUAUCUUAGACCUGAAGGCAUGGGAGAGCAAGAAAAUAAUGAUCCUGGCCUUACAAUCCCAGACCUUCCUGUUGGAAGUGAGACAAACUCUUUGGGAAGAAAGGAAAUUUUGCAUGAUAAAGGAUUUGAAGGUGAUAAUGAGCCAGUGCCAAAGAAGGCAAAAUAUGACAAGAAAACAGAGGAUGACAUAUAUCAACUUGUUGAACAACAGACUGCAAUUAUGACAGAAUUGAAUUCAACAUUAAAAACAUUAAAUCAGUCUUUAGAUGGCAUAAAAAAAAGAUUAGACAAACUUAUUUAAAAUUCUAACA